This is a messenger RNA of Tarenaya hassleriana, 1736 nucleotides long. RefSeq names its product auxin transporter-like protein 3. Gene Ontology annotation, cellular component: plasma membrane. The transcript has 8 exons. Lineage: Eukaryota; Viridiplantae; Streptophyta; Magnoliopsida; Brassicales; Cleomaceae. Bases 55 to 1464 code for a protein of 469 amino acids. The record is from RefSeq and is a predicted model, not a curated record.
GAGGAGGGAGAGGGACUUUGGCAUAACCCGAGAGAGCUUUGGGGAGGAACAAAAAUGGCGGCAGAGAAGGUGGAGACAGUGGUCGCAGGGAAUUACUUGGAAAUGGAAAGAGAAGAAGAAGAAGGAGGAGGCAACACUUCUCUCUCUGCCAAGACCAAACUCUCCAAGUUCUUCUGGCAUGGCGGUUCUGUCUAUGAUGCUUGGUUCAGCUGUGCCUCCAAUCAGGUGGCACAGGUGUUGCUGACGUUGCCAUAUUCGUUCUCGCAACUGGGGAUGCUCUCCGGAAUACUCUUUCAGCUCUUCUACGGCCUGAUGGGAAGCUGGACCGCUUAUCUUAUCAGCGUCCUCUACGUCGAGUACAGGACCCGCAAAGAGAGAGAGAAAGUCGACUUCCGUAACCACGUCAUUCAGUGGUUCGAAGUUCUUGAUGGGCUGUUGGGGAAACACUGGAGAAACCUAGGGCUGAUCUUCAACUGCACGUUCCUUUUGUUUGGAUCCGUGAUUCAACUCAUUGCCUGCGCAAGCAAUAUAUAUUAUAUAAACGACAAUCUAGACAAGAGGACGUGGACGUACAUAUUCGGCGCAUGUUGUGCGACCACUGUCUUCAUUCCGUCUUUCCACAACUAUAGGAUUUGGUCUUUCCUUGGACUCGCCAUGACCACUUACACUGCUUGGUAUCUCACCAUUGCUUCCCUCCUCCACGGUCAGAUGGAGGGAGUGAGACAUUCAGGGCCUACAAAGAUGGUUCUCUACUUCACCGGUGCCACCAACAUUCUCUACACCUUCGGCGGCCACGCCGUCACCGUGGAAAUAAUGCAUGCGAUGUGGAAGCCACAAAAGUUCAAGAUGAUAUAUCUGUUGGCGACGGUGUACGUGUUGACGUUAACGUUGCCGUCAGCCUCGGCCGUUUAUUGGGCGUUUGGGGAUUUGCUCCUCACUCACUCCAACGCCCUCUCCUUGCUCCCCCGCACCGGUUUCCGUGACACCGCCGUCAUCCUCAUGCUCAUCCACCAGUUCAUAACGUUCGGGUUCGCAUGUACGCCGCUGUACUUUGUGUGGGAGAAGUUGAUAGGGAUACACGAGACGAAGAGCAUGUUCAAACGAGCGCUGUCGAGGCUGCCCGUGGUCGUACCGAUCUGGUUCCUGGCCAUCAUCUUCCCCUUCUUCGGACCGAUCAACUCCACUGUCGGCUCUCUCCUCGUCAGCUUCACCGUCUACAUCAUCCCCGCCAUGGCCCAUAUGAUCACUUUCGCUCCCUCUCCCGCCCGAGAGAACGCGGUGGAGAAGCCGCCGAAGGUGGUGGGAGGAUGGGUCGGAACGUACUGUCUGAACGCAUUCGUGGUGGUUUGGGUGUUCGUGGUCGGGUUCGGGUUCGGCGGCUGGGCGAGCAUCGUCAAUUUCGUCCGUCAGAUCGACACUUUCGGCCUUUUCACUAAAUGUUACCAAUGCCCUCGCAAGCCUUGAGCCUUUUUCCACUCGAACCCUCCCCCUCGGGUAGAGGGUUUGAUUUUUUUUUUUAUUAAUCUCCUCUUAGAUUUUUUGUCAAUUUUUAAAAAACCAACACUUCUUUGUCUAUUUGCAAGUAUUUCACAAUCUCCCUUUCUUUCUUUUUUUUUUUAUUAUAAUUAAUCUGGAUAUGUAUUUUUUUUUAUUUGGUCGUGUUAUGCAUGUUGUAUGGGCUUUUUUUUUCCUAUUAAGGUGUGAUGGCCAUUGCUGGCCAACCCUAUUACUGUUAA